Messenger RNA from Paraglomus occultum, 1077 nucleotides. NCBI's taxonomy places the organism in Eukaryota, Fungi, Glomeromycota, Glomeromycetes, Paraglomerales, Paraglomeraceae. The record is from the annotation of a GenBank genome assembly.
AUGGCAAACCUACCACCUGAAAUAUGGAAAGAGAUUAUAGAUUCGUUCUCUGACAACCACAGCUUACGUUCCUUACUAAUAGUCAACAAAAGCUUUAGCUCUCUCGCCGUAAGAAAACUGUAUGGAAGAGUCGUCAUUGGCUCAUCAGCACAAUUCAACAAGUUUGCUGACACCAUCAUAGCUCUAAACGACGAGGGCCACAAAACCUACUACCAUUAUGCGACUUUUGUGCAUGCCGUAACCAUUAAUACGUUCAAACGAGAAGCUAUCUUUCCCUGGUACCGUCUUUCGAGUAUCUUUGCGCUCUGCGAGAACGCCGAUGGACUUCUCAUAGGUCCUACAGACCAAUAUGCCGAUAGACAAACCGUCUCUGUGCUCGAAGACAUGCCUUCGAUGACAUUGGUAACGCACUGUCUGGCCAAAAUCAUUGACAUGCUCGCAUCGCGCUCGAUUCGACGAUUGUGUCUGCGAUCAUUGAGAUUCUUGGCUGAAUUUCAACGCCACGGCACGCGCUUUUCGACCGCCCUUGGAAAGCUGCGUAAGCUCGAGAGUUUGGAACUCUGGCACGAAAGUGGACGUCCAUUGGGAAACGGAGGUAAGAAGUGUAUAGUGCAACUUGCGCAAAUGAACGAUCUCAAAGAAAUUCAUCUGGAUACCUUUGUCACGGAUGAAUUGGAACUUGACAAUGUCUUGACCAUUUUUGAAAAUUCGCCCAAUCUCGAGUCGCUGACUUGGUGGGGUACGCACUAUAAUAAAGAUGAUGAGGAUUAUUUGUAUCGUACCAUAUUUAAAGAGUGUACCAAGUUGCAUAAACUAGUUGUGGAAGUCUCUGGGUUUCAAGAAGGUGAUGACUUUCUCCGUCUUUCGAGACACAGUCAAGGUUUGGAAGAACUUACAACCUGGUGUGAUAUUGGCAUCGGCGCUCUGCCACUUUCUACUUUCAUGACGUUUGUCCUUAGAAAUGCUUCUACUUUGAAGCAUGUUAAUGCUUUGAUCUCUCUUGCUGGUCCGCCGGUUAAUCGACGUGUUCAUAAUAAUAAUAAUCCUAAUCGUAAUCUCGUCGGGCGCGACGCGUGA